Messenger RNA from Letharia columbiana, 360 nucleotides. RefSeq lists its product as uncharacterized. Bases 1 to 360 code for a protein of 119 amino acids. NCBI's taxonomy places the organism in Eukaryota, Fungi, Ascomycota, Lecanoromycetes, Lecanorales, Parmeliaceae. The record is from RefSeq and is a predicted model, not a curated record. The transcript has a single exon.
AUGCCAUCAACCAUCAGUCUCCGCCCGCCUCCAACCACUGGGCCCCGCCAAGCCGACUUUACACCACCAACCAUUGACUGGCUCUCCGGUACAUGGCACCUCACCCACUCAACCCUUUCCAUGUGGAAAAGCAACCGCAAUGUCACAAUGAAUUACAGUAUUGUCCCUGCUCUGAACGCUCAAGACCCGCCCAACAAGCUCGAUGAUACCACAUCUUACCAACCCCUCACUUCCUCCAAAUUCAAAACCAUUAACGGCGGGGAUACGUGUGUAUUCAAGGACAAAGGAGGGAAACCAGGAAGCAGUGGUGAGAGACAUCGCAUUGGGAGUGUUUGGGCUAUGGGGAUCUUGAGGACAUGA